Molecule: messenger RNA, 12711 nt
Organism: Diorhabda carinulata
Lineage: Eukaryota; Metazoa; Arthropoda; Insecta; Coleoptera; Chrysomelidae
Product: neuroligin-4, Y-linked
Exons: 8
Coding region: 642-3500 (952 amino acids)
Biological process (GO): neuron cell-cell adhesion; presynaptic membrane assembly; chemical synaptic transmission
Cellular component (GO): synapse; cell surface; postsynaptic membrane
Molecular function (GO): signaling receptor activity; neurexin family protein binding
Source: RefSeq, a predicted model, not a curated record
AGUACUCUUUCUACUUCGGAGUUUGGUCCUUUAUCCAGGACAGUAGCCGGUAUACGAUACGCGCAACGGGACAUUUUCGACGUGAAUCUGUACGUCCUUAGCAUAAGUCUUCAAUUGUUUAUCAAUCAAGGAUUGAAGGAUUGAAAAAAUAAACAACUUAGUGAGUGAUUUUGAUUUUGAACUAUUUUUUUUGUGUGGAUUUAAGUGAUUGGAAAACGUGGAAACGAUUUGUUGUGUAUUUUUAAUAAAAAAAUGUGAUUACUGAUUCAGUUGAAUUUGUAAACAAAAGUUUUGUGACCACAACGAAGAAAACAUGAUAGUGAAAAUAUUAUGGAGGAUCCUGGAGAAGAUUCUUUCACUUUGAAAGUGUGCCACAUCGAUCGCAAAUUCAACGCCAGUCGAGUCAGAGCCGCCAACAACUCAACAAAUUCCCAACUCCGGAAAAUCUUGAACAAAGACACAACUGAGCGGAGUAUUCCCAGAAUAAUAACUAAUCUUUUCAACUUUAUGCUGGCGUGUCCAUUAUUUUUUCAGGUUAAGUGAAUUUAGAAUGUAAGAUUCUUUCAACAGUCCACAAUAUUUCUUGUACUGAAUAACGAAUCGAGAAAUUCUUUCAGUAGAAUAAUGUUUCCGACAUAAGCAUGGGUCAAGAUUUCCGUAGGGUUUUUGGAACUUUGAUUUCAAUAUUUCUCAUAAUUUUUGUGCGGUGUGACAUCAGUGAUUUUAUGAAAAACGCAAAAAUCAGUACGAGAAUUAUACAGACUCGUUAUGGUAGAUUACAAGGUCUCAUUGUUCCUAUGGACGCUCAACGUUCUCUAAAAUCCAUCGAAGUAUUCUUAGGAGUUCCUUAUGCAACUCCUCCCGUACAGUCGAAUCGGUUUAGCCCCACGCGAACGCCCAUUCCCUGGGAUGGAAUCUUGCUGUCGGAUAAAUUGGGACCGGUAUGUCCCCAAAAGCUCCCGGAUAUUUCUAAUGAGACAGCCGCGCUCGAGAAAAUGCCAAAGGGAAGAUUAGAGUACUUGAAGAGAUUACUACCCUACCUGAAAAAUCAAAGUGAAGACUGUCUGUAUUUGAACAUAUAUGCUCCGUCACAAGUUUCUCCGGAUUCACUGCGACCUGUGAUAGUUUACAUUCAUGGUGAAUCUUUCGAGUGGAAUUCAGGAAAUCCUUACGAUGGAAGCGUUUUAGCUUCCUACUCCGACUUAGUCGUUAUCACGCUUAACUACAGAUUAGGUAUAUUAGGUUUUCUAAACGCAAACCCUGCUCCUCAUUUGAAAGCAAGGGUGGCAAACUAUGGCCUAAUGGACCAAAUAGCAGCACUACAUUGGGUUCAACAGAACGUGGCACUUUUUGGAGGUGAUCCAAAUAAUGUUACAUUAGCAGGACAUGGUUCCGGAGCCGCUUGUAUAAACUUUCUUAUGAUAUCUCCUACAGUGAUGCAAGGUCUUUUCCACCGAACGAUUCUACUUUCUGGAUCAGCACUUUCCUCAUGGGCACUGGUCGAAGAUCCGGUCAACUACGCUGUGAAACUGGCAAAAGAAGUGAAUUGUUCCAUUCCGGACGAUGUUGGUAAGGAUCAUGAGGUGAUCGUGGACUGUCUCAGGGAAACACCUCUACACGAUUUAUUGCAAGCUGACGUCGUAGCUCCAUCAUAUCUUACCGCUUUUGGGCCGAGUGUUGAUGGUGUAGUAAUAAAAGCAGACUUUGCUAAGGAAUUGGUAACUUAUUUUAAACCUCAGGAUCUUCAGAACUUUAUGAGACCUGUCAAUGCAAAUAUGAAAAGAAGCGAAGCUACAAUCACUCCGAGAGGAAAUAAUCCGUAUGAUCUUUUAUACGGAGUAGUGACAAGUGAGGCCUUGUGGAUGUUUUCGAACAACGACAUCACUGCCGGUUUCGAGGGAGAACGACGAGAUAGAAUAUUAAGGACUUAUGUUCGUAACGCUUACACAUACCAUUUAAGUGAAAUAUUCUUCACUAUUGUGAACGAGUACACAGAUUGGGAACGGACAGUACAACAUCCGGUAAAUACUAGAGAUUCAGUAAUUGCGGCUCUUAGUGACGCGCAGUUCGUUGCGCCUUUAGUGCAAACAGGAGAUUUACUUAGUGCCAAACCUCCGCAAACAGGACAAGAGGGUGAAGGGCCUAAAACUUUUUUCUAUGUUUUUGAUUACCAAACAAAAGACGGGGAUUAUCCACAGAGGAUGGGAACUGUUCAUGGUGAAGAGCUUCCAUAUAUUUUCGGAGCACCUCUAGUCGAUGGCUUCAAUCACUUUCCCAAGAAUUAUACAAGAUCUGAGCUGGCAUUAUCAGAAUCAUUUCUCAUUUAUAUAGCAAACUUCGUUCGGACAGGGAAUCCCAAUGAUAAUCACAAGCAAGAACCUAUUUUAGCAGCAUCGAGAGAAAGGAACAGAUUCCGUUCUAUAGUUUGGGAUGAAUAUGAUUCAGUACAUCAAAAGUAUUUAGAAAUUGGUAUGAAACCAAGAAUGAAGAAUCAUUUCCGUGCGCAUCAACUGAGCGUAUGGUUACGACUUAUACCGGAAUUGCAUAGAGCUGGUAUGGAAGACGUUGUAGCUAAACAUAAUUUAUUUAGAAACCAUAAUAGUGCUGAUCUAUACGAAGGAGCAGUUCGGCCAGAUCCAUUGUCUAGGAUAAGUUACUAUGAUCCUACUAUGGAACUCAUUAGAAGAAGACCGAAUGCUAGUAUAACAACGCUAGAAGCUCCAACUACUAUAGAAACCAUCGUCACUACUUGCGUGAAUAUUGUUUCGUCUGGAAACUAUAAUCAUCAAAUAUUUCAGAGUCACAACUCUUCUGAUACUCUAGCUAGUUUGGAAGCUGCGGGGUAUGCUGCGUACAGUACAGCAUUGAGUGUUACAAUAGCAAUAGGGUGCUCAUUACUAAUACUCAACGUUCUUAUUUUUGCUGGUGUAUAUUAUCAGAGAGAUAAGACAAGAAUGGAAGUUAAAAAUUUGCAGCAACAACAGAACCGUAACCAAGCAGCAUUUGAAACAAUUUCUAAGCAUCAAUAUCAUUUAGGGCAUUCUCAAAGCACAAAUGUGAUUGUAGACGUAGAACAAGAUACCUCAGCGUUAAUUUUAACUAACGCACAACAAGAUAAUAUGAAUAAGAUACAUCAAAUCUGUCCUACUACAGUUUCAAAUACGUUAAAAGCACCACCUCCUAGUCCCAAUGUCAUGCUACAAAACUGUAUGACUUUACCUAAAAAUAUGUCAUAUGGAGGAUAUCAACAUCAAGGAUGUCUGACACUGCCAAAAACUGCAACCAUGCUUAAUAAUACUGCUUGUAUAAUAGCAGAAAUGCAACAACAAGGUUACGUGCAGCCGCCAAAUGGUAACGCUACAAUGCCACUCAGUGUGCCGAAACCACCCCCGCCGCCCAGAUCCAAAAGUCCAGAAAGCCAACCACUUCUAACCCAUAAUAAUACUGGAAAAUGUAACAUGAGACUUCCACAUGCUGCCAUGAGUGAGAUGAGGGUGUGAUAGACACAAACGAGAAAAAACUAGAUUGUGCACAAGUGACUUUUUAUAUUCGUCCGAUGAAGAAACAUUUGUUUAACUAAAAGUACAUUCUGAUUUGAAAACUGUCAUAUAUGAUUAGAUCAUAUUCUUUUGAUAUCCAUGGCGACAUCUUUAGUAUGAAUUUGAAUACCUAAAACGAAACAACAUAGUUUAUCCAAAAAAUUGUCAAAUUUUAAUGGAAAAGUCACUCACCAUUUGUGAAUUGAUAGGUUAUUUAUCAGCAAUCUCCUUUUAGCUUAUCCAUUUUCAGUAUAUUACGAAACUUUUCUCGGUUUCUUCAAUUAUUCUUAACAGACAGAAGAUUUGGGCUGUAUCGUGGCAAAGGUAUCGUGUAUCGUGGUAGAAACGCAAAGGUUGGGGUAUACCUUUCGACACGAAUUUGAAUAUAGAAAAUGGCCAAUUUAAGUCAAAAUAUAUCAGGUGUAAUGUCAGACCUUAGAAAGCAUUGAAUAAGAAAUUGGCAAAGAAUAGCUGGAGAUAGGAGAUAUUAAGAAAUAAGGAAAAUCGACACUGAAAACUUUUCGUUUUUGGCUCAAAUGAAAAUUAUUUUUGUUGGUUUCAUUGAAACUAUUUGUAUGCGCGCAGGAAUCGAUGAAAAUUCGCUUUAAUACAAUCUUUUUUUCAUGAUGCGUGAUUUCAUGCCGCUUACUCAUUUUAGCCCGUUUCGCGCCGCCUCCACCAACUUCUCCGUCGCGAAAAUGGGCUUCUAACUUUUUUUCUGUAAAUUCAUUUACAGCGCUAAUUAUUAACCGGUUUUCAUGAACUUUUUUUUGAAAUGUUGUAUCUUUGCGAAAAGUCCUUCAGUAAUGUUUAUCGGCUCACGGUGCUCCAUGGAAACUUAUAUUGCAUGCAAAAAAUGUAAUUAAUUAAUGAAAUGGGCACGGCGGUAAAUGAGCGAACACGUCAACGCAUUUCUUAGAAGGGAGCAUCAUCUUACCCCGUUCUUCUUGGUUUCUUGAGGCACCAUGAGCUGAUGAACGUUACCGAAGUACUUUUCGAUUAAUAAUUAGUGCUGUAAAUGAAUUCACAAAGAAAAUUAGAAGCCCAUUUUCGUGGCGGGGAAAUUGGCGGUGGGGGCGCCAAACGGCCGAAAAUGAGUGAGCGGCAAAAAAAAGAUUGUAUUUUAGCGAGUUUUCAACGUUUCGUAAUGAUUUUUUGUUUUAAUUUUGGGUAGCGCAAACAGAUAGUUUCUAUGAAGCCAACAAAAAUAAUUUUCCUUCGAGACGAAAGUGAGAAGUUUUCACUUUCACAAGUACGUCAAUUUUCCUUAUUUUUUUCGGAGGUUUUUCGACCUGUAGAACUUCUGACGUUAUUACAUCGUUUUUAUUUGUGGUUCGGACCCCACGAUCCAAGAGUUUUCACUCCUGUACCAUAUGAGGUUUUCCAGCCUAUUUUUUCUUUCGGGAAAACAGGCCUGUAUAGAGUGCCAGAAAUGCCUUUUGUUGAUGUACUAAUUACGGGCCCCCUGUUUCCAAGAUCAAACGUCAUGUACCUUAUCGUUGUUGUUUUAUGUGACCAGCUCUGGGACUAUUAGUAUCACAAAAUAUGAGCUGAUCCAAUUCAUAAUCUCUUAAUUCACAUCUUCUAUCUAAAUAUUUAACCAGCUUCUGUAAAUUAUCGGUCGUGGCGAAAAAAUCGUCGCAUUUGCAAAGUGGUUUGUCGAUGAUCUUCAGAACCAUCCAAAAAAUGUAUACUGGAAGCCAUGAAUCGAAAAUAAAGAAAACACAACUUUUAUCCAAUUUUUUCUUGAUAUCCUUAUCCACAUGAUAAUUAGAUGCUCUAAUAGACAUGUGGUACAUAAAAACUCUAUUAUCAAUGUUUAAAAAGGAAAUCAGAUAAUUCGCUGACGACUUUUCACGAGAUAGAUUUUCACAUCCAACGAAAAUUCUUCACGUCAGUGAUUAUAGUAAUCUGGAUGUAACAGGCUAGUUUGCUGAAGUACUUCCUCUUUAUAAUCCAUUUAAUUCAAAUUUUUCAAAAUUUGCUUCUUCCCAAGACACCAGCUCAAUUGAAAAAUUUAGGACUUCGAUCGUCUGUUAUUAUCGAGAUGUAAUACAAGCUAUCCAGCUAUUCAAUGAAUUAAUAAUCAUAAGUCUCAUGAAUGCAGGUAAAAUAUUGGACUGAAGAACACUAAAAUAUUUCCCGUUAUGAAAAAAAAAAUAGAGGAAGUGGAUGCGACUACAAAGUAAAUGGUAUAUUAGUUCAACAUUCACUCCCCAAUAUGGAUUUCUUGGUACUGUAUUAACAAAGAAACACUCAAAUUCAAUAUAAAAAAUAUUACACAAUAUUUUUUCAUAAUAAAGAAGCAAUAAAAAAUUAUUUCAGUAAUUUGAGUUAAUAACAAUAUUGUGGAAUUUGUCAAGUAUCGAUUCUAGCAUUCACUAAUGUGAUAAACCUUCAUUACCAAACGAUAGAUUUAUUAUCAAUAUAUAGUUUUGAAUUAACAUAGUUGAGGUAUUCAGAGACAACAAAAUAGAACGGUUGCCAAGGAUUCAAUAAUAAAAUGAAUUGAUUGUAUUUCUUUCUUUGUGUGUGCUAACAAAUUCAGAUUUGAAUAUUGAUUGACAUAAUGUGUUCGAAUUGCUCUGACAAAAAUUUAAUAGGCGUAAACAAUAACGAGUGGCAUUUAUGAGUGAGGUAAGCGUUUUCUAUUGUAAACAGAACGGGAAAUUACAGUAGGAUGAAAUGAUAAAAUGGAGAUUUAUAUAUUGCUGUUCGGAAUUCAAAUACAAAGUGCAUAUCAAUUUUACGUUUCGCUGAACUUCAUGAGGCAGUUAUACCACUUCUUCCCAAUGAAUCAAUAUUGACUAUUAUUUCACAAAACGUUUCAAUGUUCUAUUUAUUGUUACAAGGAAUUUAUGAAUUCUAAUUUGGUAUAGCUUUUGAUGGAAUAGCACAUUGUGUUCGAAUGAUUUUUAUUGGUGCUCAUGAAAACUCAAAAACAAUAGGAGAAUACAAGAAUAGAAAAGAAAAAAGACACAAAACAAUCACCAUAAACUCAGCGAUACUGAAAAUAGUGAUAUAUAUUCACGUUGUUUUUAUUUUUAGGGGGUAUACUAUACAAUUACUUUUAUUGACGUAAUUUUUGAUGCUAAUUUCUUGUCACAUCUCUCAUAUACAUUAAAGCAUAAUCUGAAUAUCUUGGCAAUUCCUCUCUCUUAGACAAAUAUAUAAUAAUCUGAUCCUUCAUGGGUAGCACUUUGGUUUUUCAAAUAUAGAUCUGAAUUGUUGUAACGGACUUUUUCCACUCAUUUAAUACUUACACGUUAUGGCAAUCCAAUUAAAUUAGAGCUAAGGGGGAUAGAGAUGGGUGUCUCGAUGCUUUACUUUAGCAGUUGGAGCCCACUCAAAUAAACUGUAUGGUGCAAUGCACGUGGAUAUGAUGAUGUUUCAAAAUCACGAUUUUUCUUUACAAUUACUUUCAAUUCCUUUCAACAAAUUAUCAUCAUUUUUGAUUUUUUGUAGUGUCCAGAUAUUUCCAAUUUUAGCAAGUUUUGGAUAAUCGAUGGAGGAAGUGUCAAGAAAUUGUGAAAAAUCAACUCAGUUUUAUGUUUUCCAAAUGAUCACUGUUAUUGUUUUCAACAAUUCAGUAUCAUAAUGGCUCCUACGAGCCUAUAAAAUCAUUGGAGAUAAGGGGUGAUAUCAUAGAAGUAGUAGCCAAACAUACUAAAGAGAUUCACUUGACUGAAUCAGUAUAAACAAUACAGUAUGUCGCAAAACUUUAAACGCAUUUUACUCGAAAAUGGUUUUAGCACACUGAGUCCCCCUUUUUGGCAUCAUUUAGCGAAUUUUUUCACACAAUACACCCACUCUUGGCACUUGAUACUUUUGUUUUCGUGACUAAACACUAUACCGAUUGCUUAUUCGAGAGCUUUAAAGCCAUCAAAAAUACCUUUAUUUGGUCGCCGUAUUUCUAAAAACGAACUAUAUCAUUUCAAGAUAUUUGCUACAUUUUGAUCUGACGUGCUCUGAGAGUUUAUAGUGGUUAUUUCAAUGCAUUUCCUUGCUUUUUCUUUUCCAGAAAUGCGACAAAAAUUUGCGUAAAACAUUAAUACUAUCACACCCCAAACACACCUCAUACUUUAAUUUUAUUAUCGUUUAUAUUACUAUCAUAUAUAAAUCAAUACUUUGUUUUAAGGUUCUUUCUAUACAGUUGGAUACCACAACACGAAAAUGGUUUCAGAUUUAUUGUAUAGGAUUUUAUGGAGAAAAAAUAUGAAUAAUAAUUAUAGUAGAUGACUUCAUAUCCAUAGUGUGUGCUGCUUUACCCUGCUGGAAAUUGAACAUGUGAUAUUUUUAAACCCUUAUAUAUCAUACUGAAUUCUAGAUGCUCAUAUUUCUUUUGAUAUAAGUCUUUGCUGCGCCAUACGGAUAUAUCUUUGGAAGGUAUAGAUGUUUAUGUUAAAAUCAAAAGUCAUCCGUCACUUUUGUUGAGAAAAAGAAUACAUUUAACCGAAAAAAGUGUCAUAGUAUGUACCGUGACCGUACCUGGACACUUCGAAGUGCAAGGGACCUUUAAGGCUUGCUAAAGAGGCGAGGAGAGAGAUAGUGAGAGUGCAACAACCAGUUGAAUUGUUGAAAGGUGCUAUUGACUCAUGAAUCAGAGUCAAACAGAAAUGAUUGCACAAUAUCUAGAAGGAUUUGGACAAUCCUAAUGAAGAGAAUACUAAAAUAAUUAGAUUCACCAAACACUCGAUCCAAAAGAUCAAUCGAUCAUUGGACAUUGUACUGUUGUCAUUAGACUUUAGAAAUUAGAAGUCAUUAAAGACAACUAUUGCAAAAAGUGUCUCUGACAAGAUGAGACGAUGGAGCAUCGUCUCUGACAAGAUGAGACGAUGAAGCAUCGGCUCUACCAGUGCCGUACCUUUAUGGAGAAACGACGAAUGCUUAAAAAAAUUCCAGAACUAGAAAUAAGAAAAAUGAAAAACCUCCUCCUAGGUUUACAACUCCGAAUGAGUAGUAAGCUACUCUAUUAAGUUAUGUAAAAUGAAAUAUACAACACAAUGGGCCUCACGCGUUCGGGUGAAUCCUGACCAAUCUAGAUCGGAGUUACCUAACCUAACCUAACCUAACCUACAUUCGAUAAGGUGAAAAUUUUCUCAUUUACGGAAUGGAGGAAAAAUCGGACUUGUUUUUGGAGCAUACGGUUUCACCUAUAUAACUUCAAUUAUACUCGAAGUCUAUAUAAAUAGUGUUCUUUUGUAAUAAAUAUUAUGAACCAUAAUUGACAUUAACUCAUUCCAUUCUCUCAGCAAGCGGACACAGUUUGACUUAUAUUCGUUGAUGCGUUGAUCUACCACCUUUUCACUGAAACGUAUUGGAAAAUGUUUUAAAAAAUAUGAGACAUUCGGAUUCAGUGAAAUAUAUAGGAAAUCCUAUUGGAUAAAUCAUAUAUUUGGGUAUGUGACACUAUAUAUUUUACUUAAUAAUACUCUACUAUAUACCUUUAACCAUCCCAUAGAACCGGUAGGUGACGCUCUGAAAGAUUUUUAUACUUUUACACAUAGAAAAUCACUUUUUAGACCUGAAUACUAUAUAUGAAGCUUCUUUGAAGCUUUUGCUAUUCCUAGAACUUCCUUUUGCAGAAUAUUAGUUAUAAAUCUGAUGAUAAUUAGCUAACCUUCAAUGUAAAAUAUGGUCGAUUUCACUUCUAACUAUUUGUGAUUCCUAUUGAUUUUCUUAUCACAUUGUUAGCUUCAAACAUUGGUUGAAUUCCAUAAUAAAUAAAAUUUUAAAAAUAAUCAUAUGCCAUAAUUGCAACGAAUGUGGAAAUAAUGAAACUGCUCAUUCCACUCGAAUUUUGAUAUUCUUAAAAAUAUCGCGUAUAUGUUUCCUGUUUCGAAAAAUCUAGUUUCUUGAAGAUGUUCCACUUUUUGUUUGUCGUAUUUUCAUAUGAAUUGUUGUAUAGAUUCGUACAUGCAAUUUCAGAUUUCUUCUCUUCGUGUAAUUCGUGACUCGAGUGGUGAAUCUGGGUUAAUACGUCUACUUAUAGUUACAAGAGAAUUUUGUUAAACUUUAUUGAGAUUAUUUUCUGUGCCAAUGUAAGUCGAAAGCUUGCCCAGUAUCUAGAAAAGAAAACAAAGGAAAUUAUACGACUGCAUAGCGUUCACUGAUUUCGGAAUUUUUGUGUUUUGAUCUAUACUGGGGUUGAUAAUUUCUAAUUUAUAUAAGAUCCGCAAUGAUUUUAUUAAGAGUAUCAAUAACUUAGAUUUUUUUAUUUAUUUUGAAUUAUGGCCAAUGGGCCUAUUUGUCUCAUUUCAUAGUCAUAUUUCACUGGCCACAUUAAGAAGCUAAAAUGAAACAAAAAAGAAGGAAGCAAGCUUCGACGAAGGUGUUUCUAGACACAAUGAUUUUCAUUUGGAGAGAAUGGGUAUGCUCAGUCGGUUAUGACUAGUGGAACGUCAUAAUUGAAAAUUAACAGUAAUUAUUGGAAGACAUUGAAAGUAAAUAAUUGUAUUUAAUACCAGAGCAAAUUUCGUAAUAAUUUUUUUCAAAUUUUACACAAUAUUUUGUUCAAUACUACAUUCUUUACAACAUUGAAUGUUUGAGUUACAUUGAAAAUAAUCCUAGAAAUGUCAAAAGCAUUCAGUGCACACUAUAUUAUCGUUGAGCCUCGAGAUUUCCAGAAAGCGCCAUCGGAAAAUAGAGGCUGUGAAAUCACGUAGGAGUAAAAAAAUUGCGUAUAGAUUCAAUGCGGUUGUAAAUACUGCAACGUUACAUCAUGGCGCCGUCACAUUUCUAGCAGUGGGCAAUAUCAGUUUCCCGUUUUUUGAGGAAAUAUUUUAUGUAUAUUUUUCAAUGGAAUGUACCCCAGAUGUGUGACGGAUGUGACAGAAAAGCUGAAUAAAAAAUUGUAUAUCUCAAAUUUUUAAAUUAAAACCAAAAAGUUCUAACGUGUAUUUUGAUAAACAAGAAAACCACAAAAUAUUAUUUACGUUAAUCACCUACAUCAGUGUACAAAAAACUGAUGAAUUACUCCAUCUAUUCCAUCCUCCGGCGGAAAGUAUAUAUCACCUAAAUGUUUCUUAGGCCGAGAACAAUUAUAAAUCACACAUAGACAAAUCAGGAGAAUAGGGUGGAUGUUUAAUUUCUGUCUACCAUGCAUUGCGUGACGAUUUAUUGAUGCGUGAUACUUACGAUUAUUGGCUGCUUCAAGAAUUGCAACUAAACAUUUUGUGGUGAAUCAAUUUGCGGUAACUAUACGUUGAUCUCAAAUUGGUAGAAACGACGCCACUGGAGUCAGAGCUUACUACUUAAGGAAGGUGUUUCAAACUACAGUGUUGUAACCCCUGUACAUGAUAUGGCUUCAUAUAAUCAAUAAUUAUCACAACUUGGAUGCCUACGAAAUUGAUAACCAAUUUAUCGUCUUCAGAGUCUUAAGGUGAUAAUAUAACAAGGAAGUUUUGCCGCUGGAAUGAAUUCGUUGGUGGUAAUUAGUAUAAAACGGGUGAGUCAACUCAUUACGUUUUAGUUUACCUUCAGUCUCUGAAGACGAUAACUUGGUUAUCGAAACGCGUGUCAGACAGUGUAAUUGUGAGUGUUGGUUUAGUGGUUGCGUGAAUAGUGUAUUCAGUAGAAAAGUGUGAGGGCUUCUAUGUUUGAUAGAUUUGCUCAAAUGUAAAAACCUGUGACGAUUGACCUAAGUGUGGAAGAAACUUCUCAAAAAUUUGGACAAUAGUAUACCAUAUACAUCUGAUGAUAUAUUUGUAUUAGAUAAUCCUUAUAUCCUUCAAAAUACAGUUUAAAGCAACAUUUUUCUUGAACAGAAACUUAUGUGGGCUUUAUUAUAAGGAAAGAACAUUUUUUUAAGUUGUUGAAGUAUACACUGAAAGAUUUCAGGGUUUUCCUAGAGAAUUAUCUUCUGUUUAAAAAUACCUAAAAUGAACAGAAAAUGUGUUCAAAAAACAGGUGAAAAUUUGAGAAAUUUUCAAAAUAUCUUCGUUCAUUGAAAUUUUUAAGAAGAAAAUGACACUACGAAGACUAAAUCAAUGAGAGUUUACCUGCAAAGUUUCGACUGCAAUUCUCAUGGAUUUCAGGUAUACUUUGAUAAAGAACGAAAUAAAACGAAACAUCAAAUUUUCAACGGUUAUGUUGACCUGAUUUUCUAUGAGAAGAUAGUUAAAAUCAUAAUGAAGAUUCCCUGAAAACAUAUAAAAAGGUUUGAGAAGUGGAAAAUGAAAGGAAUGAUUUCAGAUUUAUAUGCUUAUACAUUAAGAAAAAUCAAAUAUCAAAUAUCUUUGUCAGUGAAAUUAAACAGAUUAUACACACUUGACUGUGGAUCUCUAGAUUUGUCUUCUAAUUAUUACAAAGCAUCUAUUAAAAUAUUUUGUUCAUGUUUGAAUGAAAUGAUAUACCUAAUACCGAAUUAUGAGUAACAUUCAUUCGCUGGAUUCAUUUAAAGUUAAAGGUGGUAUUUAAUAGCUGUCAUAAAAGCUUGUGUUAGGAAGAAUACGUGUUGUCAUAAAGUUUCCUUAUUUCACGAGAAAUCCUUCUAAAUUAAUAAUAAAGUAAAUCUUUAGUGAGUUUAGAUGGAAGUUCAGAGAUCGCAGAUAUAGUAAGGUGUUUAAGGUUUAUUAUUUUCAAAAGACCAACAUUCGUAUAUAAUUGAUUAGAGAAAGUCUUGAAACUAAAUUUUUCCAUAGUUGUGUCUAUAAAUUACGAAUACUAUAAUAUAUCUGAGAUAUAAAGAGAAUCGGAGAUUUGUAAUUUCUUUGAAAUCCAUAUUAUAACUCAACGUUCAGCAUGUUUUCUUUCCAUGAAAUUCUCCUUAAUAUUGAGUUGAAAGAUUGAAAAUUUAGGUCUUAAGUUGAUUCUAUUGUAAUCAUCCAGUUUUAAGGGGAUUCAUCAGAGCCUACCAUAUACCACAAUAAAACUAAUGUGAAAUUUUGUUCUAAAUAUUACCUUGGUUAGACCAGUUAAAUUAGAUCGAAAAAAACUCAUUUCAGGAAUAAAGUUCCAUAAAGCUUUGAUUUAAAAUCUCAAUUGUAUGAUUAAAAUCAAUGAAAAACGAUCAUUUUUGUCAGAGUGAUUCAAAACUUACGAUGGAUAUUAGAAAAAUUAUAUACAAUUAAAAGAUGAUUAUCUAAAAACAUUUAUGUGUAAAUAAAGUAAACCUCUUGAUCUUUAAAAUGAAUAUUAACUGAAUUAAAUAAAAAUACAGUUCUUCGAGAAA